Messenger RNA from Parasteatoda tepidariorum (common house spider), 1383 nucleotides. It is a transcript of the gene agt, whose product is annotated as O-6-alkylguanine-DNA alkyltransferase. Gene Ontology annotation, molecular function: methylated-DNA-[protein]-cysteine S-methyltransferase activity. Lineage: Eukaryota; Metazoa; Arthropoda; Arachnida; Araneae; Theridiidae. Gene Ontology annotation, biological process: DNA repair. Gene Ontology annotation, cellular component: nucleoplasm. The record is from RefSeq and is a predicted model, not a curated record.
GUUUGUCACAAAACUAAACAGUUAAAAGCGAUUAUAGGCGCCAUGACUGAAUAAUUCGAAUAAGAUGAAUGUCUUUCUUUGGCUCGUGAAUUCAAAAAAUCUGUAAAUUUAUGUAAGAUAAUGUGUACUGUACAAAGUGCUUUUUUCAAUACUUCUAUUGGUGUGCUGUUUAUCUCUUGUUGCAAAAGAGGUGUGCAUUCCAUUGACGUAAAGAAUUGCAUUAACAAGCAACGAAACCUUGAAGAAUUAGACAUCAAAGCCGAUUACAAUUCUGUGCUGACUAAUUUGAUGGUGUGGCUCAAGAAUUAUUUUGAAGCUUCUAACAAAAUUCUUGAGGGUGUUCCUACUAUUUGUCCUACUGUUUUAUCUUCAAAAGGGAAAUUUACUGAAAAAGUUUGGAAAACACUAUUUACGUGUGUACCCUUUGGUACAUCCAUUUCUUAUGGUGGCUUAGCUGAACUUAGUGGAAAUUCAUCUGCUUCUAGAGCUGUGGGUACUGCGAUGAAAAAUAAUCCAGUUCCAAUACUCAUUCCAUGUCAUAGGGUUAUUAAGAGUGAUGGCAGCAUAGGACAUUAUUCUGGCGGAAAUGGUGUAAAGGAAUGGUUACUUAAACAUGAAAAAAAUGGUAUACUGUGAGCAAGGUUUGAACAAUGUGUGUGAAUAAUAAUUUCUUUAACCAUGUAACUGGCAUGAUUCCUGAUUUAGUAACCAUGCCGAAAAUCUGUUUGAUAUGUAAUGUGAUAUCUUUUUCCUGUAAAAACUAAAGCCAAAGUUAAAUUAAUGGAUCAAAUUUUACUUUAACCCUUUCAUUACCUGUCCUCUGAAAUGAUGCCGGUGAAGCAAUAAACCAGAACUCUCUUGUGGCUUUGGUUAAAAAAGUGAAUUAUUAAAUUAUGUUUUAAGUUGCUUUGAAAAUUAGAAUUAUUAUUAUUUUAUUUUUUUUCCCUUUUGACAGUGUUCCUUUUUUGUCCCUCUUUUAAUUUAAAUAUAAAAAGUUUAGAAUGCGAAUUGUGAAAAAAAGUAUUAAAAGUAAGUUUAUUUAAAGUUUAUUAUAUGAUGUCAAAUUAUAAAUUAUUUUAGUUUAAAUUUAAAAAUUAUAAAGCUGCUUCUUGUUCAUUAAACAUAUAAUAUUGUUUGCUUAAAUUUCAUGACUGUGAUUAUUAUUGAAGAUUUUCAUCCUUAGUAAAGUAUCUGAAUGUGGUUGAUCCAGUUACUGAGAGAGUAUUUUAGAUAUUCUUCCAAAACAAUUUGUAUUUUUAUGUUAUAAGAUGUUGGUAAUGCUACUAUUUUAUAACUAUUGUGAUAUAAUGUUAAAACUUUUUAACUAGCUCUCUUUGUAGAAAUUUACACUUGUUGAUAUUAAUAAAGUUUAAAAUUUGUUAA